AUGCUGGAUCGCGAUGAUGGUCAUGUGUAUGGUCUAGACAUCUCAUCCUACAUGCACAAGGUUGCAUCCAAGCGCCUUCGUCCUUUCAUACGUGCCAAGCGAGCUACUCUACUCAUCUCAGAUGUGGAAUUUAUGCCUUUUCUUGAAUCCUCUUUUGACGUCUGUUUUCAUAUCAAUUCCUUUUACUUCUGGGCAGAUCUAGAUUAUGCAUUACGUCAAGUUUAUCGCGUUCUAAAACCUGGUGGUCGUGUUGCGUGUGCUUUUUCACCUAAACUUCUCCGUCGAUUCAAAGAACUUGGCUAUCUCGCAUAUGCUCGAUACGAUCCCUUGACCUAUUCGAUGGCCUUGGAGGCAUCUGGCUUUAGUCAUUUGGAAUGGCGUCAGUGGAGAGACCGCACUCCUAAUGAUGAACCCGCUGAUUCUGUUCCUCAUUAUAUCCCUUUUGACACAAUUACUGCCUCUAAGCCCUAUCUAAAAAUGUUGUCUGACCAAUAA
Molecule: messenger RNA, 495 nt
Organism: Protopolystoma xenopodis
Lineage: Eukaryota; Metazoa; Platyhelminthes; Monogenea; Polystomatidea; Polystomatidae
Source: the annotation of a GenBank genome assembly